AUGGAGAAGAUCGUGGAUCAAGAAAUAAGGAUGAAGGCGCUAAAGAGUUCACCGCUGCAUGCGRCUCAACAUGCCUACAGAGCGGGCAGAUCUACCAGCACUGCUCUGUACCAGAUGGCCUCUGAAAUAGAGAGUUCACUGGAGCAUGGGGAGAUGAUGCUCUGCGUGUUCCUGGACAUCGAAGGUGCCUUUGAUAACACGUCCCACAAGAGUGUAGCAAGGGCACUGGAGAAAAGGAAUGUGGCGGCACCAGUGCUUAGCUGGAUAGAAGCCGUACUGCGCUCAAGGGUUGCUGAGACCACAGUAGGUGAUAGCAGUAUUCGUCUCGGCACAACAAGAGUCUGUCCACAGGGGGGUGUGUUAUCACCCCUGCUAUGGAGUCUAGUUGUGGACGAACUGCUGACACUGCUAAUGACGACAUUGUCAUUAUGGCAAGAAGGAAAUUUGAAAACACUCUUUGUGACUUGA
Molecule: messenger RNA, 468 nt
Organism: Bactrocera latifrons
Lineage: Eukaryota; Metazoa; Arthropoda; Insecta; Diptera; Tephritidae
Product: putative nicotine oxidoreductase
Exons: 1
Coding region: 1-468 (155 amino acids)
Source: RefSeq, a predicted model, not a curated record